UUUUUGGUUUAAGAAAUGAAAACAAAUGGAUUUCUUUUAGAAAAAGAAAAGAUUAAUAUGCAAGAGUUUGGGGAUAACACUAACUUCGUUAAUACUGUGUCAACAGAAAAAUCCAUGGGGUGGGGUCACCUUGGAAGACGUGGCUCAGAUUCCGGCAACGACGCCGAUGCAGGUCCGAGCACCAGCACGGCGGAGCAACGCCGUUUUCCUUCAGCUGCGCAGCCAGAGAUGAUGAGAGCAGCUGAAAAAGACGAUCAGUACGCCUCUUUCGUUUACGAAGCCUGUCGCGACGCCUUCCGCCACCUCUUCGGUACUAGAGUUGCGGUGGCUUAUCAAAAUGAGACGAAGCUUUUAGGGCAAAUGCUUUACUUUGUUCUCACAACAGGCUCAGGACAACAAACACUUGGAGAGGAAUACUGUGACAUCACUCAGGUUGCAGGACCUUAUGGACUUCCUCCAACACCGGCCAGGCGCGCUUUGUUUAUUGUAUACCAAACGGCGAUUCCAUACAUCGCAGAACGGAUUAGUUCUAGAAUUGCUUCCCAAGGCAUUAUCCUGUCUGAUUACGAGUAUGCUGAGAUUUUUGGUGAAAGUGCCCGCGGGAGUAGUAGUAGUCGGGUUUCUUCGGGGAGUGAACUUGCUGCUUCGUCUGCCUCAGGGCAGUCUACUUCAACUAUGACGAGGUUGAAGGAGAAGCUCUGUGGAUUUUGGUUGCGUAUGGUUCAGAAAUGGCCCACGAUGCUCCCUUUUGUUCGUGAGUUAUUGCAGCUGGUUCUUCGUGCUAACCUCAUGUUGUUUUACUUUGAAGGCCUUUAUUAUCAUAUAUCCAAACGUACUUCUGCCAUUCGUUAUGUGUUCAUUGGAAAAGCAUCAAAUCAAAGACCCAGAUAUCAAAUAUUGGGAGUAUUUUUGCUGAUUCAACUUUGUGUAAUAGCUGCUGAAGCGCUUCGUCGAAGAAAUUUUACAUCAAUUGCUGGUUCAGUUCAUCAGGCAUCCUUUGCAACCCACCAUACAUCAGCAGGACACGGUUUGCCUGUUCUAAACGAAGAAGGUAAUUUGGCAUCUCCAGAAGCUGAUGAAGGAAGUUGGGUCUCUGGAUCUUCAUCUUCUGAGCCUCAUGCAACCAGUGGUGUUAGCAAAUGCACACUUUGCCUGAGUAAUCGUCAACACCCCACAGCCACUUCAUGUGGCCAUGUAUUUUGCUGGAACUGUAUCACAGAAUGGUGCAACGAGAAGCCAGAGUGCCCUCUUUGCCGCACCCCUAUAACACACUCAAGUCUAGUUUGUAUUUAUUACUCAGACUUCUAGAAUCUGUCUCUCUGCAGUCUUUUGUAAAUGGAAAGAAGAUAGCAUGAAAGUUUGAAAGACAACAUUUUCUUGAUCUUGAGGAUUGUAUCAAAAUGAACAUUUAAACAAUUUAAUUUUAUAUUAGAAAAUAAGAAAAAUCCUAUUUAUAUUGUGGCAGGAUUACAAAACGAGAUUACAAAUACGUGUAAAAUAUGUUUGAAUUUGAUUUAUAUUUUCAAACCUCCAAACAAAAUGUAAAAGUAACCCAUUUUCUAUCUGCCCAA
Messenger RNA from Lathyrus oleraceus (garden pea), 1571 nucleotides. Its product is annotated as peroxisome biogenesis factor 10. Bases 16 to 1308 code for a protein of 430 amino acids. The record is from RefSeq and is a predicted model, not a curated record. Gene Ontology annotation, cellular component: peroxisomal membrane. Gene Ontology annotation, molecular function: zinc ion binding. Lineage: Eukaryota; Viridiplantae; Streptophyta; Magnoliopsida; Fabales; Fabaceae. The transcript has 11 exons. Gene Ontology annotation, biological process: protein import into peroxisome matrix.